AUAAGGUUUGAUUAGGAACAUACUGGUCAGGGUAUGUUCAUGAAUUCUCACAUAUACUCUAUAGAUAAUCUGUUAAACAUCUACAGACAGAGCAAAACAGUUUCAAUGUUCAAAUACAAUAAAACAGUUGGUGAACUAUGUAUUGUUACCCAGUUGUGUGUGCUGAACAACAAUUUAUCCAUCCACCACAAUCAUCUGUGCAGUGUCUUAGUUCUACCAUGUUAAGUAGUGAGCUUCAGAGGUUUCGGGAGGUAUAUUUUUUGGUUCUUGGAAAGGGCCAGCCUAGCUGUUUAGCCCUGCUUCCAGUAUUUAUUCUAAACUAAGUUAAUCCAAUGAGUCCUCUAAAUUUAAAGGAGAAUGCCACCGAUUUUACACAUCAAAGUGAGUUUACAAGUGUCGGGCAUGUGUGAAAAAUGAAGCCUUUUGCGGCUCCAUAGGGAGCUGUGUGAAGUCUAAAAAAUGUCGUGAUGUCACUUGAGUCAGCAUCUGUGAAAACUAAAAGUUUGAAAGUCUGGGACUGUGGGGUUACAAAGAACUGACCGCACCAGACCACUGAAGUCUACUGCUCAUCUCUGCUGCAAGUAGAGAUAUAUUAGCUGCCACAAAGUGGUUGAGCAGUUGAGAUGCAUUGUUAGUAAUGUAGGCACCAGGUUUUUCUCAAGAAGAAGAAUGUGUAGAAUAAAAAAGAUGAUCUUUCUCUGCAUCAUAUUUUUAUCUGUAUACCAUGAGCUCAAAAAAGCUGUUGAAGUAUGAUGCUUAAUCUUUUAAAACACAGAUAUGAGAUUGAUAUUGACAGUUUGCAUAAAGCCUAUUACUUAAAAAGUUAGAGAUCAUGUCCUCUUUAUUUUGUGAUACUGAGAAUUUUAGGUAUCUUUUCUACACUGGCGGAUAUGCAAUAGACUCAUCCCAGUAUUAUUUUAAUGUAUUAUUUUGGAAUUUAUUAUUUAAUUUGGAGAUUCCCUUACUGAUGUAAAGCAUGUAUCUCCAAAUAUACUUAUUUCAAAAUUUCCAGAUAUAUUUAAGUAUCAAAUAUUCCUUGGAGUGAGAAAAUUGUACUCUGUAGGCUUAUUUAACAAUUUAUAAAUCCACCUUUAAAAAUGCUGUCCAAUUGUCUUCUUUCACUGAAAAUAAUAAUAAAAAUGGUCAAAAUGAAAACAAAUUCAAAAUGUAUUUUUCGAUAUGUGUUCAUAUUUUUAUAAGGGAGGUGGAGAAAUCUUUUCAUUCACAGGUGUGCACUGGGUCUGUUAAAGUGCUUAAAAUUGACUAAAUGUGUUUCUCCUCAUGAAAAGGAUUCAAAUAGAGUUGUAUCGCCUUUUGUGGCAGCUUAGUUAAGACUUUAGUGUACUUGUACUACUAUAAUCCCAUAAUAUAGACACUGAAGGGCAUGAACGUGCCUUUUAAUGUGAUAUAUAGUGUGAUUAUUAUUAUUAUUAUGUUUAAUGUUUUCACUCUAAAAAUUAAUAUUGGGUUUCUUUGUAUUUAUGAAAUCAAAACAACAACAACUCAAAACAGAAAUCAUCUGUUUUGAGUUGACGGGCACGCGGCAGAGAAAGGGUUAAGAGUCACGUGGUAGCGGGUGGUAUUAUCAGCCUUGGGCUGUAAAAAAAAAAAAGAAAAGAAAAGAAAAAAAGUGUGUAUGUGGAGGAGAAAAAAACUUAGGAGAACAAAGAAAUCAGAGUCUAUUUAAAGAGAAGUCGUCCCAGAUCCUGCAGCCGUGUGACUCCCGGCACUGCGCACCGCACACAGCUGCGCAAAAAACCAGCCUGCCUGUGCACCACCACGGCUCCUGACGGCGCUGAGGAUGCGGACUUUUCUGCUCGUGUGCUGCUGCGUCUUUGCGCUGCAGUGCCUCCAAAGCUCACUUUGCCUUCCAGUGAGGGGAUCCAGCAGGUACAAAGUGGCACCGGUUUCUGAGAAGUUUCCCGACCUGAAGAAGAGGGGAAAGAUUUCUCAUGCUCAGGAUUUAGUUAAAGAGACAAGUUUGAUGACCAACACCUCUAACACGUGGAACCGACCCCGCUGUGGUGUGCCGGACUAUCCCGUCCAGAAGGAGGUGCAUUAUCAGGGGCGACACCGCCAGAGACGCUUCGUCCUGCAGGGAGGACGUUUAGAUAGGACAGACCUUACCUACAGGAUCAUCCGGUUUCCCUGGCAGAUGGGCAAAGAAGAGGUUCGACGUGUCUUUCGGGAAGCGCUGAAAAUCUGGAGUGAUGUCACCCCGCUCACAUUUACUGAGAUCCACAGUGGGAAGUCCGACAUCCGUAUUGACUUCACAAGGUACUGGCACGGAGACAACCUACCCUUCGAUGGCCCAGGUGGGAUUCUCGCUCAUGCCUUCUUCCCUAAAACACAGCAACAGGGUGACAUUCACUUUGACUACGAUGAAUCAUGGACCCUUGGGAAUUACAUGGGCACAGACCUUCUCCAGGUUGCUGCCCAUGAGUUUGGGCACGUCCUGGGCCUGGGGCACUCCCAUGAGCCGGGAGCCAUCAUGUCCGCAUACUACUCCUUCUCCUACCCACUGAGGAUGAGCGAAGAUGACAAGAAAGGCAUCCAGUAUCUGUACGGCGCUCACCCAGAAGUCCUGCCCUCACCGCCACCCCCGCCUCCACCUCCACCUCCAUCAAACACAGAGACCAAUGACAUUAUUGUUAAUCCUGACGCCUGCCAGACAGACUUUGAUGCUGUGUCUAUGAUCCGAGGGGAGCUGUUCUUCUUUAAGUCAAGCUACGUUUGGCGGAUCAGGGACGGGCAUCUGGAGAGCGGUUACCCAGCGCUGUCGUCCCGUCACUGGAGGGGGAUUCCCGACUUCAUCGACGCCGCCUUUGAAGACAAGUCAGGAAAUAUUUGGUUCUUUCAAGGUGAGAACUACUGGGUGUUUGAUGCCGAGAGAAAGAUCAGAGGGCCAGAGUCCAUCAGGAGUUUGGGUCUGUCAGUGUCCGGGAUCCAAGCGGCCCUGCGCUGGGGCCAUGACCCAAACUACAACAUUUACUUCUUCAAGUCAGGCAACUACUGGAGGUUCAGCCCACGUGAGAACCGAGUUGAAUCUGUCUACCCACGGAGUAUGCAGGACUGGAGCGGCAUCCCACAUGAUGUGGAUGCCACAUUUAGGGACAUCUACGGCUACGCUCACUUUAUCCGAGGACGACAGUACUGGAAAUUCGAUCCUGUUGGCAUGAACUCUUUGGAAGGCUACCCCCGCUAUGUUGGCAAGGAUUUUUUCGGCUGUAGAAACGUGUGAGUCUUUAACUGUAGAGAAUCAGAUUAACAGAUUUGUUUUGACUAUGAUGAGGAGUUUUUGGAACAGAGACCUUUGUAUGUUCAAGGGGACGACCUUUUUUAAAUCUGGUUAUGCUUUACUCCAUUUAUUAAUACUCAGAUAAAUUACACCUUCUUCUCAGGAAAACCAAGGUAUGUUUCCUCAGACUUGGCACCUCCUGUGCAGCUAUUUGCUUAUAUUUAUUUUGCACAUUUGUCACCAUAUAGCUGAGAUCUGGGCCCUGUUAUUAAUGAUGUAUGAUGCUGAUGUGAACUGUUCCAAUCUCCUGUCUUCGAGCCUGAAAUUGAGAUUUUCACUCCACUCUGUGUAGUGGGUAUUUCCCAUUUAAGCUGUUUUCUUUUUUGCAUCAUGGAUGGACUUGCUGAUCAUCAAGUGUUUGAAGAGUGACAUCAAACCUGAGGCUGCAGAAGUUAGAUUUGUUCGUUAGCUGCUGUAGAUAACAGCGAGACUUAACUUUUAUGAUACUGUAACUCUAAAGCCGUAACUCAAUCAACGUGAUGUCUGUAAAGAACAUUUUCAGCUACAGUUAUGUAAGGACAUGAUCAUACAUGCAGUUGAUUUUCCUGCCCACUUGACUCACAGUUUUUUGUUGUUGUUGUUUGAGUUUUGGAAACCUCUCAUAAUGCAUAAAGAUUGUUUGUGACACAGUUGUAACUUUGACCAAGUAUUAACUUAACAUUGUGUGUGUGUUUCUGCCCUUCAUCGGCUGUAUAUCAUCUGCUCAGCCUUCAAAGUAUUUGGGCUCCUAUAAACCUGGAGUAAAUUUCUCGAGGAAAACUCACUUCCAUGCUGUGUAGCGUCUUCAAAAUAGUGUCAAGUUUCCCUCCAAAUGUGGAGCAAAUUUAAACAACCCAUUACUGUUAUGUAAAUCUUCAGGGUUGGUUGCAUCAAGAUAAACAAAUGCAGGUGCCAUUUAACCAUUGCAGAUGAAAGCAGGGCAUUACAUUUAUGUUUUUUUAUGUAUGAAUUUGAGCAAAGUUAAAGUCUCCACGGAUAUUUUUAUCUUCCGCUAUUCUUCAUUUAUUCAGUACUGAGUCACAUGUUAUUCUGUCUGUUUCCAUUAUAUUUUGUUAUAUAUUUAGCUUUUAUCAACCAAAUUUUCCACCUCAACCAAACGGAAAAACCUUUUGCCCGAGAGACGCAUUUCAGGGAAAUAAAAUGGCAAUUAUCCUACCAAGUAGGAGGAUAUUUAUCCAGUGUCUUCUUAGCAUAAAGUUGUUUUGGAUAAUGUUCUAAAUCUACAUACACAGAGUUAGUCAUUGGUGAUGACGUUCUAUCACCACUGUUGAAGAGAAAGUUUGAUGUUUAUUUUUCAUAGUUUGGCAAAUUAAGCCUAUACACCAGUAUUCAGUGAGUGUGGAUAUGGUGUUUCUCUCUGUUGUUGUGAAUUAGGCUGAAAUUAAUGGAGAAUUUAAAUGAAUGAAAUCUUUCCUCUAGUAGCUUUUUAGGUGUUUUCUUCCCCGACAAAACAAAAGAAUGUCUGCAAAGCCUGAAAUCAGGCAUUCAUAUGGGAAGAAAAGGUGACAACUGUAAUCACUGUGUAUCAUGUUUGAUGUCAUUCUUCUGGCACAAUGGUGUGAAGCUCUUAGAUGUUGGUAAUUAUACGUCAGUCUGCAGCUCCGGGGCGCCAUCUAGAGUGAAACAUUGUCAUCCUGAAGGAGAAGUGUGAUAUUUCCUCAGAGAAUAUUCUCAUAUUUUGUGAUUGUCAUUGCUUAUCUACAUUAUGACAUGGUGACCUCGAUUCAGGUUGGUCAGUGUGACACAUUCAGGGACAGCAGCUGUUGUGUGGAACAGCGGUUCUCAACUUGGUUAGUUAGUUACGACCAAAAACAAACUGAGGGCUUCAACUUUGACUCUGUUUUUGCUUCUUAGGCUGUUUUGCUGGAUUACUAGAUGAAACUACUGUUUCACCAGAAUAUAUUACAUUAUCAGCUGGAUGGCUGUGGUGGAAAGUACAUUUAAUCAAGAGGUACUUCUACCUGUAUUUUCUACUCCACUACAUUUCAGAGACAAAUAUUUUUCUUUUACUCCACUAUAUUGGAACACUCAACAGCACACUGAUGAUGAUCGUAUUCACUAUGCACUCUGUCUGGUGUGAAUAUACUUUUAUCACUUUUCCAGUUUAACAACCCUUCAGGUUUAUGAGUGUUCGUCCCCUAAACUUCCUAACUGUAUAUAAAGUAGUUAAAAGUAGCUCCACCUCAGUAGCUGCAACAGUAAAAUGCUGCUUAUGCAUCAGUAUUAACCAUCUAUGUCAUUGUCAUACAAAAUAAUAUAUCUGUCACAGGGGACAUUUUACUGCAGUACUUUUACUUUUGAUACUUUUGCUGAUAAUACUUUUGUACGUGUACUUAAGUUGGAUUUUUCAGUAUUUUUACACUGUUGUAUUUGUAUUUUUACUAAAGUAAAGUACUGAAUACUUCAUCCCCCACUGCUGGAUAAUGCAAGGAUCUCACGGACCUCUUUGUGGGUCAGGACACCUAGGUUGAGACCCACUGAUCUAGCUAAUGUGACAUUUCCUCUGCCGUGUCCCUGGUGGCAGCAUUUGAAAUGUGAAGGCUCUGUGCAAACUGUGUUCAUCGGAUAUUGUUUUUCAGUGCAGGACACUGACAAGUCAUUACAGUUUUCAUCAUUCAGACUUUGUUUCUUUACAGUCAGUUUUUGUUGUUUGGAUCAUUUCUACAACUCAUUUCAAGUGUUAAUCAGUGACUGCUUUGAAAAAGUAUUUAUACACAAACAACUUAGCAAAAUGUUUUUGUACAUACAUGUCUUUGAUAAUUGUUUUUUACUCAUAUUGUAGCCUAUAUCUUGUGCAUUGAAAUGUAUGAAAUGCAUAUUGUUUACUUUCUAAUAAAACCAUAACCGU
Messenger RNA from Larimichthys crocea (large yellow croaker), 6146 nucleotides. It is a transcript of the gene mmp11a, whose product is annotated as matrix metallopeptidase 11a. Lineage: Eukaryota; Metazoa; Chordata; Actinopteri; Sciaenidae. Gene Ontology annotation, biological process: proteolysis; collagen catabolic process; extracellular matrix organization. Bases 1802 to 3241 code for a protein of 479 amino acids. Gene Ontology annotation, cellular component: extracellular matrix. The transcript has 8 exons. Gene Ontology annotation, molecular function: zinc ion binding; metalloendopeptidase activity. The record is from RefSeq and is a predicted model, not a curated record.